AUGGCUGGGGACCGGCUCCCACGGAAGGUGAUGGACGCCAAGAAGCUGGCCAGCUUGCUGCGGGGCGGGCCUGGGGGGCCGCUGGUCAUCGACAGCCGCUCCUUCGUGGAGUACAGCAGCUGGCACGUGCUCAGCUCGGUCAACAUCUGCUGCUCCAAGCUGGUGAGACGAAGGCUGCAGCAGGGCAAGGUCACCAUAGCGGAGCUCGUCCAGCCGGCCUCGCGGAGCCAGGUGGAGGCCGCAGGGCCGCAGGAUGUGGUGGUCUAUGACCAGAGCACACGGGACGCCAGCGUGCUGGCCGCGGACAGCUUCCUGUCCCUCCUCCUCAGCAAGCUGGACGGCUGCUUCGACAGUGUCGCCAUUCUCACGGGGGGCUUUGCCACCUUCUCCUCCUGCUUCCCGGGCCUCUGUGAAGGCAAGCCGGCCGCCCUGCUGCCCGUGAGCCUCUCCCAGCCCUGCCUGCCGGUGCCCAGUGUGGGCCUCACCCGGAUCCUGCCUCACCUCUACCUGGGCUCGCAGAAGGAUGUCCUGAACAAGGACCUGAUGACACAGAACGGAAUAAGCUACGUCCUCAAUGCCAGCAACUCGUGUCCCAAGCCGGACUUCAUCUGCGAGAGCCACUUCAUGCGCAUCCCCGUCAAUGACAACUACUGUGAAAAGCUGCUGCCCUGGCUGGACAAGUCCGUGGAGUUCAUCGAUAAAGCCAAGCUGUCCAGCUGCCAAGUCAUUGUUCACUGUCUGGCUGGCAUCUCCCGCUCUGCCACCAUUGCCAUCGCGUACAUCAUGAAGACCAUGGGCAUGUCCUCGGAUGACGCCUACAGGUUUGUCAAGGACCGCCGACCGUCCAUCUCACCCAACUUCAACUUCCUGGGCCAGCUGUUGGAGUAUGAACGCAGCCUGAAGCUGCUGGCCGCCCUGCAAGGUGAUGGGGUGCCGCCCUCAGGGACCCCCAAGCCCCUGCCGGGCCCCACGGUGCCCCUGCCGCCGCUGCCACCACCUACCUCAGAGAGUGCCGCCACCGCAGCCAGGGAGGGCGUGCCGGGCGCGGGCGGGGAACCUCGGGCGCCUGCCGCGGCCCCCGCCACCAGCGCGCUGCAGCAGGGCCUACGCGGCCUGCACCUCUCAUCGGACCGCCUGCAGGACACCAACCGCCUCAAGCGUUCCUUCUCGCUGGACAUCAAGUCGGCCUACGCUCCGAGCCGGCGGCCCGAAGGCCCCGGGCCCCCAAACCCGGGCGAGGCCCCCAAGCUCUGCAAGCUGGACAGCCCCGGGGGCGCGCUGGGCCUCCCCUCUCCCGGCGCCGACAGUCCAGACGUGGCGCCCGAGGCGCGCCCGCGGCCCCGCCGAAGCUGCCAGAUGGAGUUCGAGGAAGGAAUCGUGGAGGGGCGCGCGCGCGGCGAGGAGCUGGCCGCCCUGGGCAAGCAGGCCAGCUUCUCCGGCAGCGUGGAGGUCAUCGAGGUGUCCUGA
Messenger RNA from Orycteropus afer afer, 1467 nucleotides. It is a transcript of the gene DUSP8, whose product is annotated as dual specificity phosphatase 8. Gene Ontology annotation, biological process: negative regulation of MAPK cascade; protein dephosphorylation. Gene Ontology annotation, cellular component: cytoplasm. The transcript has 7 exons. The record is from RefSeq and is a predicted model, not a curated record. NCBI's taxonomy places the organism in Eukaryota, Metazoa, Chordata, Mammalia, Tubulidentata, Orycteropodidae. Gene Ontology annotation, molecular function: MAP kinase tyrosine/serine/threonine phosphatase activity; protein tyrosine/threonine phosphatase activity. The coding region runs from base 1 to 1467 and encodes 488 amino acids.